Neltuma alba is the source of this 2388-nucleotide messenger RNA. Its product is annotated as putative receptor protein kinase ZmPK1. The transcript has 3 exons. The coding region runs from base 1 to 2388 and encodes 795 amino acids. Gene Ontology annotation, biological process: protein phosphorylation; recognition of pollen. Gene Ontology annotation, molecular function: protein serine/threonine kinase activity; ATP binding. Lineage: Eukaryota; Viridiplantae; Streptophyta; Magnoliopsida; Fabales; Fabaceae. The record is from RefSeq and is a predicted model, not a curated record.
AUGGAAAUAGAAUAUGGCGGUUUCAUUAAUGCUUCACUUUCCUCUCCUCUUAUCUCUUUUUUCCAAUCUUCAUCGUCAUCACAUAAUAGUCGCUUCUCUCUUUCAGUGGAGAAACCAGAAGAUGUUAUUCUGUCACAAAACGGCGUCUUCUCUGCCGGCUUCUACCUCGUUGGUGAAAACGCCUAUGUAUUCUCCAUUUGGUUCGCCCAAACCCUCGCCGUUGUUUGGACAGCAAACCGUGACCGAUCCAUCAACGGUAAGCGCUCCUCACUCUCCAUCCACCGCACCGGAAACCUUGUCCUCUCUGAUGCUGGCCAAUACGAGGUGUGGUCGACCGCCACCACCUCGUCUCUGCCGACCCAAUUGAUCCUCAACAACAAUGGAAAUCUAGUACUUUAUGAGCACCAAUUACGAGGAAGCAAGAUUCUAUGGCAGAGCUUUGAUUUCCCAACCGACACUCUACUUCCUGGGCAGCAACUCACAAGAUAUACAAAGCUCGUCUCUGCUAGAAGCGAAACCAACUAUUCCUCUGGAUUCUACAAGCUUGUCUUCGAUGACGAAAAUGUUCUUACCCUUCUAUAUGAUGGUCCCGAUGUCUCCAGCAAAUAUUGGCCAUCACCGUGGCUUAAGAGCUGGGAAGCUGACAGAAACAUCUACGAUAGUAGUAGAAUUGCAGUGUUAGAUUCACUUGGAGGUUUCAGUUCAACAGACAAAAGAUUGAAAUUAGAUCCUGAUGGAAACAUUCGAGUGUACAGCCUACAGAAUAAUCUAUGGGAGGUGACAUGGCAAGCCAUAUCUGAUGCUUGCAUUGUGCAUGGACUUUGUGGUGCUGACAGCACGUGUGUGUAUGAUCCUAGAGAAGGAAGGAAGUGUUCGUGUCUUCCUGGAUAUAGAGUGAAGAACCAUAGCGAUUGGUCUUAUGGGUGUGAACCCACAUUUAAACUCUCAUGCAAUAAAAAGGAGACCACUUUCUUCAAAUUGCAAGAUGUUGAGCUCUAUGGGUAUGACUUUUUUUACAAGGAAAACAUAAGUUAUAGUGAUUGUGAGAAUGAAUGCAUAGAAGAUUGUGAGUGCAGGGCAUUUCAGUACUCAUUUAACCAUGACGGCUUAUUUCAAUGCUAUGCGAAAAGAGUUCUUCUCAAUGGUCGUCGAUCACCAGACUUUAGAGGAACAACCUACUUGAGACUUCCUAAAACCAAAAGAAACAAUGUUUCGUUCUUUGCAGAUGAAGAAUUUGCUCAAGAUAAUGGUCAUAUUUGUUCAGUGAAGCUGGAUAGAGCCUAUGCCAAGAGACAUGUCAGCAGUUUUUUGAAGUUCUUUCUUUGGUUUUCUGUUGCAAUUGGGUUGGUUGAAGUCCUCUUCAUUUCUAUGACUUGGUUUUAUUUGAUAAGAACCAAGCAAAAAUCUGAUGGAAAUCAACAAGGGUACAAUUUUCUUUCACCUUUUGGGUUCAGAAAAUAUACUUACUCUGAGCUAAAACAAGCAACAAAAGGGUUCACGGAAGAAAUUGGAAGAGGAGCUGGUGGAAUAGUGUACAAAGGAGUAUUGCCAGAUCAGCGAACUGCUGCAAUAAAGAAUCUUCAUGAUGACAACAUUGGAGCCAAACGAGAUGAAGCAGAAUUCCUAGCUGAAGUGAGCAUUAUUGGUAAGCUAAACCACAUGAACUUGAUUGAAAUGUGGGGGUAUUGUGCUGAGGGAAAGCAUAGGCUAUUGGUUUACGAAUACUUGGAGAAAGGUUCUUUAGCAGACAAUCUCAAAUCAAACACUUUGGAUUGGACCAAAAGAUACAACAUUGCUCUCGGAACAGCAAGGGUUCUAGCAUACUUACACGAAGAAUGCUUGGAGUGGAUUCUACAUUGUGAUAUAAAGCCUCAGAAUAUUCUUUUGGGUUCAAAUUACCAACCCAAGGUAGCAGAUUUUGGCUUAUCUAAGCUUCUAAAUAGAAGUGACCAACACACUCAAAACUUCUCAGUGGUAAGAGGAACGAGAGGAUACAUGGCACCUGAAUGGGUUUUCAAUUUGCCAAUAACAUCAAAGGUGGAUGUGUAUAGCUUUGGGAUUGUUGUGCUGGAGAUGAUAACAGGAAGGAGUCCGACGAUGAUGGGAGGUCAGAGUGAUAAAGCAGAAGAAGCACAUAAUGAAAGGCUAGUGAUGUGGGUGAGAGAGAAGAGGAAGAAAAUGACGUCGGAGGAGGAAGGGUCGUCGUCAUCCUCUUGGGUGGAGCAAAUAAUUGAGGCAGCCAUUGGAUCGGAGUUUGACGUUGAGAAGAAGAAGAUGGAAACUUUGGCAAAUGUGGCUCUGAAGUGCGUGGAGGAGGACAAAGAUGCGAGGCCCAGCAUGAGCCAAGUUGUUGAGAUGCUUCAAAGCCAUGAAGAUGAUGCCUCUUAA